GAUUUUCUUCCGCCAUCCGGCUAAAUAGUCCCAUGUGCACUUUGUUCCAUGGAUAAAUAAACACUAGGAACGCAUUUCCACCCUAGAUUUCAGCAGAAAUGCUGAAUGUAAAGGAAUAUUUGAGUAAAGUGAGUUGCCGUUCUUGAAGCCCGUCUCCUAAGGAUUCUCCCGGUGUCCGCGUAGGGAUCUCAUGCUAUAUAGGAGGGCCCUGCCAGGCACCGUCUCCUCUCUCCGGUCCGUGCCUCCAAGAUGACAAAGAAAAGAAGGAACAAUGGUCGUGCCAAAAAGGGCCGCGGCCACGUGCAGCCUAUUCGCUGCACUAACUGUGCCCGAUGCGUGCCCAAGGACAAGGCCAUUAAGAAAUUCGUCAUUCGAAACAUAGUGGAGGCCGCAGCAGUCAGGGACAUUUCUGAAGCGAGCGUCUUCGAUGCCUAUGUGCUUCCCAAGCUGUAUGUGAAGCUACAUUACUGUGUGAGUUGUGCAAUUCACAGCAAAGUAGUCAGGAAUCGAUCUCGUGAAGCCCGCAAGGACCGAACACCCCCACCCCGAUUUAGACCUGCGGGUGCUGCCCCACGUCCCCCACCAAAGCCCAUGUAAGGAGCUGAGUUCUUAAAGACUGAAGACAGGCUAUUCUCUGGAGAAAAAUAAAAUGGAAAUUGUACUUAAUAUUGCAUGUUAAGUGUAUCUGUGCCAGAUAAGGUGGGGAUUUUGUGUGUUAGACCAAGUGUGAAGUGACACACAUUAUUUUCAUGGGGAAGAAAGCUUAUUCAUGUAAUUUAAUUUUUUUCUUUUUUUUUUUUUUUUUUUUGAGACGGAGUCUUUGUCGCCCAAGCUGAAUUGCAGUGGCGUGAUCUCAGCUCACUGCAACCUCCGUCUCCCGGGUUCAAGUGAUUCUCCUGCCUCAGCUUCUUGAGUAGCUGGGAUUACAGGUGUCUGCCACCAUGCCUGGUUAAUUUUUGUAUUUUUGGUAGAGAUGGGGUUUCACUAUGUUGUCCAGGCUGGUCUUGAACUUCUGACCUCAGUUAAUCCACCAGCCUUGGCCUCCCAAAGUGCUGGGAUUACAGGCUUGAGCCACCUCGCCUAGCUAUUUAUGUAAAUUAAACUUUAAUUGUGGUCGUAUGGUUGGCCUCACAAUUCGCA
Messenger RNA from Homo sapiens (human), 1140 nucleotides. RefSeq names its product ribosomal protein S26 (gene RPS26). Lineage: Eukaryota; Metazoa; Chordata; Mammalia; Primates; Hominidae. The transcript has 4 exons. Gene Ontology annotation, cellular component: cytoplasm; rough endoplasmic reticulum; cytosol. Gene Ontology annotation, biological process: translation. Bases 250 to 597 code for a protein of 115 amino acids. Gene Ontology annotation, molecular function: structural constituent of ribosome. The record is from RefSeq and is marked reviewed.